This is a messenger RNA of Rhineura floridana, 828 nucleotides long. It is a transcript of the gene EHD3, whose product is annotated as EH domain containing 3. Gene Ontology annotation, cellular component: cytoplasm; endocytic vesicle; recycling endosome membrane. Gene Ontology annotation, molecular function: cadherin binding; GTP binding. The record is from RefSeq and is a predicted model, not a curated record. Lineage: Eukaryota; Metazoa; Chordata; Lepidosauria; Squamata; Rhineuridae. Gene Ontology annotation, biological process: endocytosis; endocytic recycling; cilium assembly.
AUGUUCAGGGGGCUGGGUAAUGAUGACAGGCGAAGGAAAGGCCUUGAAGUAUUUCAGACUGUGAGUGUCUUAAAAACCUGUACAAAACCAAACAAAAAAACCCUGUACAAAACCAAACUGGAAGAAUACUACAAAUUCCAUGCGUUUCAUUCACCUUCCUUGGAAGAUGCAGACUUUGACAACAGGCCUAUAGUCCUCCUUGUAGGCCAGUAUUCCACUGGGAAGACUACCUUCAUAAGGUAUCUUCUUGAACAAGAUUUCCCUGGAAUGAGGAUUGGUCCAGAGCCUACAACAGAUUCCUUCAUUGCUGUGAUGCAGGGUGAUGUGGAGGGCAUAAUUCCUGGAAAUGCACUGGUAGUAGAUUCCAAAAAGCCAUUCAGGAAACUUAAUGCUUUUGGCAAUGCCUUCUUGAAGAGAUUUAAAUGUGCUCAGCUGCCAAACCCAGUACUGGAGAGUAUCAGUAUUAUUGAUACACCAGGGAUCCUUUCAGGAGAGAAACAAAGAAUUAGCCACAGCUAUGACUUUGCUGCUGUCCUAGAGUGGUUUGCAGAGAGGGUGGACCACAUCAUUCUCCUCUUUGAUGCCCACAAGCUAGACAUCUCAGCAGGACUCGCUUUGGUAGGCCAGGCAAGAUCAUGCGCUUCCUCACUAGGAUUCUCACCUUCGUUUCCCUGGGAUUUAUUUUCCUAUUAUGGUGGAGCCAUCUUCUCUGGAGACACACACUGCACAACAAAGGUAAUAUGACCACUGCAGGUCUGGAAGAAGAUUUACCACUGACAUUUGAUGCUUUCAUACAUAUUCAGCAGCUCAGGAAAAAGACCCUGAGGU